Molecule: messenger RNA, 3264 nt
Organism: Spodoptera frugiperda (fall armyworm)
Lineage: Eukaryota; Metazoa; Arthropoda; Insecta; Lepidoptera; Noctuidae
Gene: Jheh-lp3
Product: juvenile hormone epoxide hydrolase-like
Exons: 10
Coding region: 198-2360 (720 amino acids)
Biological process (GO): epoxide metabolic process; response to oxidative stress
Molecular function (GO): glutathione peroxidase activity; epoxide hydrolase activity
Source: RefSeq, a predicted model, not a curated record
AUCAUCUGUCACUGUCAUUAGUUAUUGAUUUUAUCACCGAACUCCGAAGUUCGAAGUUUUAAUAAAAUUUCCAGCCAUUAUCAAAAUAACAAACUCCAAAAAGUGAAUUAUUAAAGAAAUGAAAUAACUAUAAACAAAAGCCGGUCAAUAGUUACAUUCUUACAACUAAGCUUACGUGAGAUCGAACAGUUAUAGCCAUGAGCUCCAAAAAGCCGUUAACUAAAGCGCAAAAACUGCAGUAUGACAAGAAGUAUUCAGAAAAGAAAUCGCUCUAUAUACCAAAAAAAUACUUUGUUAUCGCCAUUAUAAUUUUAUUAGCGGCCAGUUAUAAAUUGUAUUUCUUCAAAUCGGAAGAUGUGACGCCAAAAGUAGACUUGGAGCAAUGGUGGGGCUCAUACCCAAUGAGUGAGAUUGACACUUCUAUUAGACCAUUUACAAUUGAAUUCUCCGAUAUAAAAGUAAAUGAUCUGAAAGAACGUUUACUCCACCGAGCUCCGUUUGCACCUCCGUUAGACAGUGCAGGCUUCUCAUACGGCUUCAACAGUCUGUUCCUGCCCAAAGUACUGGAUUUCUGGCAAAAGGAGUACAAUUUUGAGGAAAGGGAAAGGUUCUUGAACAAGUACAACCAUUUCAUCACUGGCAUACAAGGACUGGAUGUACAUUAUAUGCAUGUGAAACCUGAUUUAGGUGAUGGAGGUGACAUUACUGUCAUACCAAUACUCUUAAUCCAUGGCUGGCCCGGCUCUAUCCGAGAGUUCUAUGAACUGAUACCAAAGCUGGUAACUCCUCGACCUAACCAUAAGUUCGUCUUCGAAGUUAUUGCUCCCAGCAUUCCAGGAUUUGGGUACUCUCAAGCCCCAACACAACAAGGCAUGGGACCGCAAGAAGUAGCAGUAGUGUUCUACAACUUAAUGAAGCGCAUUGGUUACUCCAAGUACUAUGUGCAAGGCGGCAACUACGGUGCAAAGAUUGGUUCUGCGAUGGCCACCCUGUUCCCUGAUGCUGUGCUGGGAUUCCACACCAACACACCGAGUGUGAUGUGGAGUCCUAUGGCUGUAUUCUAUACUUUGAUCGGAACAAUUUGGCCAAGUUUCAUAGUGGAGCCUAGCAUAGCAGACCGUAUGUACCCGCUGUCGCAGUACCUCACCACCAUCAUACAGGAGACCGGCCACUUCCAUAUACAGGCCACUAAGCCUGAUACUGUCGGCAUUGCUCUCUCAGACUCUCCAGCCGGUUUAGCAGCAUAUAUCUUAGAAAAGUUCUCAGCAUGGACUGAUAAGGAAAACAAGCAGGCCAUAGAUGGAGCCUUGCUUCAAAAGUUCUCGCUGACACAUCUCCUGGACAACGUGAUGAUCUACUGGACGACCAAUAGUAUAACCAGUAGCAUGAGGCAUUAUACUGAGUAUAAACAGUUAUUGGAUUUGGAUCGAAUCCCAACAGACGUGCCAACAUGGGGCAUUAAGUUCAAACACAACCUUUUCUUCCAACCGGACAGUAUUCUCCGACUCAAGUAUAGGAACUACUUGCACAGCUCUAUCGUAGAGGAUGGGGGACACUUCGCGGCUAUGGAACUGCCUGAUGUACUGGCUGAUGAUAUUUUUGAUGCCGUUGAUACUUUCAUAAAGUUCCAUGAGGAAAAGAAAAAAAACGAACCUAAAUCUGAACCAACGCAAUCAAACGCUCAACAAACUGAAUCAGCCAAAAAGCCAACUGAAUCAGCCAAAAAGCCAACUGAGUCAGCCAAAGGGCAAACUGAGUCAGCCAAAAAGCAAACAGACUCGGCCAAGAAGCCAACUGAGUCAGCCAAAGAGCCAAAAGAAUCAGCCAAGGAGCCAACUGAGUCAGCCAAGCAACCAACACAAGUAGACUACAUGAAAGCGAAAUCAGUUCACGAAUUCACUGUCAAAGACAUUCACGGUAACGAAGUGAAACUCGACAGGUAUAAAGGACAAGUACUUAUAAUCGUCAAUGUAGCCUCACAAUGCGGCUACACAGACGGACACUACAAACAAUUGAACGAAUUAUACGAAAAAUACAGUACUAAAGGUUUACGUAUACUGGCUUUCCCAUGCAAUCAGUUUGGUUACCAAGAACCGGGGACCCCUCAAGAAAUAUUACAAUUCACUAAAGCUAAACAAGUGAAAUUCGAUUUGUUCGAAAAGGUAGCGGUGAAUGGGGCAGAUGCUCAUCCUCUUUGGAACUUCUUGAAGAGAAUGCAGGGAGGUACUUUGGGUGAUUUCGUUAAAUGGAACUUUUCUAAGUUCAUUGUUGAUAAAAAUGGGGUCCCCGUUGAAAGGUUUGGGCCUAAUACUGAUCCAUUGGAGUUGGUGCCUUAUUUGGAGAAGCUUUUUGAUCAGUAACUGUUGAUUGGGUGUGAACAAUUACUUGUUGAACAAUCUUACGAAUGCAAGUAGUCCGAUCGAUAGAUAAUAAAAUAGACGAAUAUUUUAUAGUUUAAUGAAAUUAUGAUAAUUCAUUAAUGUGACAUCUUGUCAUUUAUUUCUUAUUUCGUGAAACAAAACAAAAAAAUACUCAAAAAAAAAAAAUUAAUAAUCUACUCAACAACAGACAUGAAUAUUAACUCAUCGUCUUAAUUUCCUAGCAAAAAAGUUUAAUGUUAAAAAUUUACAAUAAUUAUAAAUUAUGUAAGUAGUAGGUUCCUUAAAAAACGUGAUCUUGUGAGUGUAUGUAUGUUUGACACGUUUUAUCAUUUGUGGUAUUAGAUAGUCUGAAUAUCCAUGGACUAUUAUAGUCCAAAAAAAAUUACAUACUAAAGUAUGUAAGUAAUUAGAAGCCAAGCCCAAGAAAACCGUGUCAAGGGUUUUAAAUAGUAGAAUAUUUUUUCUAUAUAAUAUGUAUGACUUAUACAAUAUAUAAAAUAUUAUAUAAUUUGUCUUUAAGAUGGUGUAUCCAGAUUAUGUAACAUUUUCUCGGAUAGUGGUGGAAAAGAAACGAAUUUUUGGAUUUAAAAUCUACGUGUAAAUGACAAAGUCGUGUUAGUAAUGCCGUUUCUAACUCAAAAACGGCUGGACUGAUUUUGGUGAUGUUAAAGGUUUUGGAUAGGCACAAAUGGCUGAAAAUUGUUGCGAUGUGUAUGGCGUGGACGCACUUGAUUUAACAAUUUGAUCUUUGUCGAAAUAAUUCGUAUAAUACAUAGUAUUUGACCAUAAUGUAAUACCUAGUAGUGAUUACAUAGACAUUGUCUUGAUGUAAUUGUAAUUAAUUACAGAAUGUUCCCAGUUCUCAAACAUUUUAACCGAUUCC